AUGUGUUCAGUGAAAAAUCAUUGGUAUUUCUGCUGCUGUAUUCUUUAUGGACAUCUUCUGAUCACUGUGGCUUCUCUCAACUUGGGCAUCUAUAAAACUGAGGCAUUUGAGUCUAUCAGAGGGUCACUUCCUCAUUCGCUGUCAGUUUCAAGUGAUAGGUCCGAGGGAUUGUACCCUUUUAUUUUACAGGAACAAAGAUUCACUGUCCUGAAGAAUGGGUUGGUUUCUUGCAAGGACCUUGAUGGUGUUGGAUCAUUCGACACUACUUGUGUGCUCAACUCAGAACUACUACUGAAUUCUGAUGUAUAUGCUAUUGGUAAAGGAAACCUUGAGAUACUCCCUCAUGUCUCAAUUGUUUGCCCAAUUGAAGGAUGCACUUUAAGUUUCAAUUUAUCUGGAAACAUCAAAAUUGGCCGCAAUGCUGCUAUUGUUGCUGGUUCUAUUAAGCUAUAUGCCGACAGUCUUGCUUUGGGGCCUGAAGCUUCAAUAAAUGCAACAGCAUUGGCUGGGCCUCCACCUUCUCAGACCAGUGGGACUCCAGUUGGCUAUGAUGGAGCUGGGGGAGGCCAUGGUGGACGAGGUGCAUCCUGUGUGAAAUCUAACGACACUAAUUAUUGGGGUGGUGAUGUUUACUGUUGGACGAAUCUCCCCAAUCCAUGGUGUUAUGGCAGUAAAGGUGGCGGUACAUCUGACAGACACAAGUUUGGAGGGAAUGGUGGUGGACGAAUUUUGCUUAAUAUUACUGAUGUUUUAUCAAUAAAUGGAUCUGUGACUGCAGAAGGUGGGGAAGGAGGACUGGAGGGAGGAGGGGGAUCUGGUGGGAGUAUAGUUGUUUAUGCUAAAAAACUGAAGGGAUUUGGUAUCAUCAGUGCUGCUGGUGGCAGGGGAUGGGGCGGAGGCGGAGGAGGAAGGAUUUCGCUGAGUUGCUACAGCAAACAAGAGGAUGUAAAAGUCACUGCACGUGGUGGUUUCAGUACUGGGUGUCAGAUGAAUUCUGGAGCAGCCGGUACUUAUUUUGAUGCCUCUCUGCUGAGUUUACGGGUUGGCAACGACAACAUUACCACGGAAACCGAGACUCCUUUGCUAGAUUUUUCUACUAGUCCUCUCUGGACAAAUGUCUACGUGGAGAACAAUGCAAAAGUUUUGGUGCCUUUGCUGUGGUCGAGAGUUCAGGUUAGAGGUCAAAUCAGUCUCCUUUAUGGAAGCAGCAUCAGUUUUGGGUUAUCCGAUUAUCCAGUUUCUGAGUUCGAGCUUGUUGCUGAGGAACUUCUUAUGAGUUAUUCAGUCAUAAAGGUUUAUGGUGCUCUAAGAGUGGCAGUUAAAAUGUUACUCAUGCUGAACUCCAAAAUCGAGGUUGAUGGUGGUGGAAAUACAGUUGUUACCACUUCCAUCCUCGAAGUCAGGAAUCUUGCUGUUUUAAAGGGCAACUCUAUCAUCAGUUCAAAUGCAAAUUUGGCUCUAUACGGACAAGGACUCCUUACAUUGACGGGUCAUGGUGAUGCUAUCAAAGGGCAGCGUGUAUCCUUGUCAUUGUUCUAUAAUAUCACCGUUGGCCCAGGAUCUUUAAUUCAAGCUCCCCUGGGUGAUGACAGCAGUAUAAACAUGGUGACAAAGUCCCUCUGUGAGAGCCCCAACUGCCCAAUGGAUCUUAUUACGCCUCCAGAUGACUGUCAUGUUAACUACACUUUGACAUUCUCAUUGCAAAUAUGCCGUGUAGAGGACAUUUAUGUGAGUGGGGUACUCCAGGGGAGUAUAAUUCACAUCCACAGGUCAAGAACUGUUAUUGUGGACAGUGUUGGAGCAAUAACUGCAUCUGCGUUAGGUUGCAGUAAUGGGGUUGGUCAAGGAAACUAUUCCAAUGGAGCUGGCGGUGGGGCUGGACAUGGAGGAAGAGGGGGUUCUGGGAUUUACAAUGGAAUAUUAAGCAGAGGUGGCCAGAAAUAUGGUAGCGCAGAUCUUCCUUGUGAACUCGGAAGUGGUUCUGGGUUUCCAAAUUCUUCUUGUGGGCGAAUUUCUGGUGGUGGGAUGAUUGUUAUGGGAUCUACUCAGUGGCCCCUUAUCAAGCUUGAUGUUCAUGGAUCUGUGAGGUCUGAUGGUGAAAGUUGUGGUAAAGCAGCAAAAAACAGUAAUGGCAGUUUGACAGGGGGACUUGGUGGAGGUUCUGGAGGAACUAUUCUUCUGUUUUUGCAAUCACUUUCCCUUUCUGAGAACUCCUCUUUGUCUGUUGCUGGAGGUUAUGGUGGCCCUCUUGGUGGAGGUGGUGGUGGUGGUGGCAGAGUCCAUUUUCAUUGGUCAAAUAUAUAUGUUGGAAAUGAAUAUGUUCCACUUGCCACUGUAAAUGGCACCAUUACCAACAGUGGUGGUGCUGGGAAUGGAGAUGGUAUUCGUGGAGAAGAGGGCACUGUUACCGGGAGAAAGUGCCCUGAAGGUCUGUAUGGUACUUUCUGUACGGAAUGUCCUGUUGGCACUUUCAAGAACGUUGUAGGAUCUGAUGCAAAUCUCUGCACACCUUGUUCCUUUGAGCAACUUCCUAGUCGUGCAUUCUAUGUCUAUGUACGAGGCGGUGUAACCAAGGCACCUUGUCCCUACAAAUGCAUUUCUCAGAAGUACAGAAUGCCAAACUGCUAUACACCUUUUGAAGAGCUGAUAUAUGCUUUUGGAGGCCCCUGGCCAUUCUCACUCUUAUUAGCAUGCCUUGUCCUGCUUCUAGCUUUAGCAUUAAGCACCUUAAGGAUCAAGUUGAUUGGAUCAGGAUUUUCCUAUGUUCAUGCAAAUUCUAUUGAACACCAAAAUCAUCAUUUCCCCUACCUUCUUUCUUUAUCCGAGGUUCGUGGCACCAGAGCUGAAGAAACUCAAAGCCAUGUCCACAGAAUGUACUUUAUGGGACCUAAUACUUUCAGAGAACCUUGGCAUCUUCCUUACUCACCUCCCAAUGCAAUUACUGAGAUUGUGUAUGAGGAUGCUUUCAACAGGUUCAUUGAUGAGGUAAAUUCUGUUGCUGCAUAUGAAUGGUGGGAAGGGUCAGUACAUAGUAUACUUUCAGUGCUUGCAUAUCCAUGUGCCUGGUCCUGGAAGCAAUGGCGUAGAAGGAAUAAAGUGCAUCGUCUUCAAGAGUAUGUGAAGUCCGAAUACGAUCACUCUUGUUUACGAUCUUGCAGAUCAAGGGCUUUGUACAAAGGAAUGAAGGUGGGAGCGACACCAGACCUGAUGAUUGCUUAUAUUGAUUUUUUCCUCGGUGGAGAUGAGAAACGUAUGGACAUGGUGAAAAGCAUGCAGAAGAGGUUUCCCAUGUCUAUUUUCUUCGGAGGUGAUGGAAGCUACAUGUCACCGUAUAAUCUUCACAGUGACACGCUGUUGACAAAUCUUCUUGCCCAGCAUGUACCGGCAUCAGUCUGGAACCGUUUGGUUUCUGGAUUAAAUGCUCAACUAAGAACAGUAAGGCAUGGAUCUAUCCGUUCUACUUUGCUCCCCGUUAUUAAUUGGAUCAGAAGUCAUGCAAACCCCCAGCUUGAAUUUCAUGGUGUCAAAAUUGAGCUUGGUUGGUUCCAGGCAACUGCGAGUGGGUAUUAUCAGUUGGGCAUUUGGGUAAUAGUUGGUGACUAUUGUCUCCCUGAUCUCCAUGACUCUGAUGUACCUGAAAGUGCUGAUGAGUGCUCAAGAAAGUUUGCAACUACGUCUGAGAAAGGUCAUAGAAAAACAAAACAUGGUCCUCCAUAUACUAAAAGGAUAACUGGUGGGAUGAAUGGAGGUCUCAUAAAUGAUGUCACCUUGAAAUCAUUGGAUUUCAGAAGGGAUUUCCUUUUCCCCCUUUCACUUUUGCUGCACAACACCCGGCCCGUUGGAAGAGAGGACACUGUGCAGUUGCUGAUAUCUAUCAUGCUCCUGGCGGACCUUUUCGUUACGCUCCUAAUACUGCUUCUGUUCUAUUGGAUGUCUAUUGGGGCAUUUCUUGCGGUACUGCUUAUCCUACCUCUGUCGUUGCUUUCGCCUUUUCCAGCAGGCUUGAAUGCCUUAUUCAGUAAAGGUGCUAGGCGAGCUUCGCUUGCCCGUGUAUAUGCAUUAUGGAGUGCAUCUUCUCUGUCCAAUAUUGGUGUUGCUUUUAUCUGUACUACAAUUCAUUAUGGAGUUGCAUAUUUGAAGCCACAUCACGAGGCUUGGAGUUCCAAAGGGGAUGACAAUGAGUGGUGGCUUUUACCUACUAUCCUGCUGAUAUUCAAGGUGAUUGAGGCUCGAUUAGUGGAUUGGCAUAUAGCAAACCUAGAAAUCCGAGAUUUUUCUCUCUUCAGUCCUGAUCCAGAUACGUUUUGGGCCUACGAAUCUAUAUCUUGA
Molecule: messenger RNA, 4329 nt
Organism: Oldenlandia corymbosa var. corymbosa
Lineage: Eukaryota; Viridiplantae; Streptophyta; Magnoliopsida; Gentianales; Rubiaceae
Source: the annotation of a GenBank genome assembly